AUUCGAGCAAAUGUUUAAGCAAACUAACAAAAAAAUUGUUGAUGAAAUCAUUCGCAUUUUCGACCUUUGAGUCAUUCAAUUUUUUUCGUUUUCACUAUUGGAAAAAUCAACGGCCUUAUUUUUAGCGCUGAAAAAUGAGCCAAAUUUAUCUGUUUCUCGUGUUAUUGACGGUUAUCAUUAUGAUGACCAAAUCCGUCGUAUGGUCAACAGUUAUCUAUACUAGAUACCCGGAACUUUGUGGACAAAAUACAAGCCUUUCGGAGCCGAAUAGUUUUAAAAUUGAUUUCAACGUUCCUCAGCAACAGGUUCCACAUGGUAAUUGUACAACAAUCAUAAAAUGGACUGGUUCAUCGAAUAUACGUUUAAUACCGAAGAUUAUACAAACCAAUACGGUGUUCGAUAAUCUCACCAAUGGUGAAGAUGAUCCAAAAACAAUCGUUCUGGAUAUUAUUGAAACGCCUGGUCGUAUUUUUCAAUUGAAUAUCUAUGGUGCAAAAGUAUUUUAUUUGGCCAUGAUACCUACUAUCGUUCUAAAUGAUAUUCAUGAUGAUCAUUGUCCGGAUGAUUAUUUGUAUUGUGGCUCCAAGUACUGUAUAUAUCAUGAUCUGGUUUGUGAAGGAAUAAUUCAAUGUUAUCCAUCUAGUUUAAUUUGUAACGAUAAAACUCCAUCGAAUGAAUUUCUCGUCCUUUCUUUUCUGGCCGUUGUAUUCUCCUGUCUGCUCAUGUCGAUGAUAUUAUCGGCGUUCAUCUUUUUCAAAAUUCGUCUUAGCAGCCGAAAUGAUAGCAGAUUGAUCAGUGGAUCGAAUUUGAAACCAAAAUUAUAUGGAACUGUCAAUUGUGUUAGCUAUGAAUCUUUGCCAUCAGAGCCAUUGUCAAAAACACGGUUUUAUCAAAAUAUUCAACAUUAUAAUGAACUUUUAAUUCUUCAAGAGUUGCCGAAAAAUUUCAAAAAAUUUUUUUGUUAUAAACAGAAAUUCAAAUUUUGCGGUGACAAUGAUUGUCAGGAUUGGAUACUGGCACAAAUUAACGUUUUUUCGAAACUAACAUCAAUCAAAUUGAAAUUGAUUCUCAAAGAAGUGAUGCAGCAUAUUUUAACUGGAAAGUUACAUUUGCAAAAUGUUUGUAAGCUGACCGCUGAUGCAAAGUUAAAUGAAGAGGAAACAAAAGCCAUUUUGGCAGCAUUGAAUUUUAUAAUUUUAUCCUCUAUCAAAUAUGAAACGGAUAGUGAAACGUUAUCCAAUGAAUUACAACAACUUGGUCUACCAAAAGAACAUUCCAUAACUCUAUCAAAAGCAUAUGCCGAUAAAUUUAACGAAAUCAUACAAAUGACGAGAGAAAAAAGCUUACAAAUGAAUCCGAUGUUGGAAUGUUCGUAUAAAAUUAUUUCUAAAUUUAAUAACGAAACAAUGUCCGUAAAUUGUCCUUCAUUAUUUUUAUCCAUACGAACAAAUCCAACAACCACAACGAAUGAAACGUCGACAUUCCAUGUGAUACCAGAGAAAUUAACUUGUCUGAUUAGUGACCUGAAAGAAGUGGAAAAAAUGAUGAAUGAAUCUACAUAUUGAUUUGAUUUCUAAUUGAUGGAAUAAUUGACACCACCUUUAAUCUAUCGCUUUGUUUAAUACAUUUGUAACAUUGUUUAUGAAUUAAUUAAAAAUUCUAGCCAAUGAUUUGCCUCCA
Dermatophagoides farinae (American house dust mite) is the source of this 1680-nucleotide messenger RNA. The record is from RefSeq and is a predicted model, not a curated record. Lineage: Eukaryota; Metazoa; Arthropoda; Arachnida; Sarcoptiformes; Pyroglyphidae.